This is a messenger RNA of Xyrauchen texanus (razorback sucker), 7048 nucleotides long. RefSeq names its product membrane bound O-acyltransferase domain containing 2a (gene mboat2a). NCBI's taxonomy places the organism in Eukaryota, Metazoa, Chordata, Actinopteri, Cypriniformes, Catostomidae. The record is from RefSeq and is a predicted model, not a curated record. The transcript is spliced from 13 exons. Gene Ontology annotation, biological process: lipid modification. Gene Ontology annotation, cellular component: membrane. Bases 144 to 1658 code for a protein of 504 amino acids. Gene Ontology annotation, molecular function: acyltransferase activity.
CGCAACAGCGCUGACAGUCCGCGACCUGAUGAGCACCAGAGAACAUUACACACCCGACAGAGAAAAAACAGAGAAAGAAGAAAUAGGUCAGACGGUAUUUUGGGGUGAUUUGACUGUGAGGGAGUGGAGAGCUGGACUAAACCAUGGCCAAAUCUACAUCUUGCACUGGCUCCACACUACUGCAGCCAAUCAGCGAGAUUAUCGAUCUACCGCUGGACCAGGUGAACUUUGUGGUGUGCCAGAUCUUUGCCCUGGUAAUGGCUUUCUGGUUCAGACUCUACCUGCACCCAAGUAAGACCAGUCCCUUCAUCCGACAUGUAGUCGCCACCCUACUGGGCUUCUAUCUGGCUCUGUUCUGCUUUGGCUGGUAUGCCUUACACUUUCUUGUUCAGAGUGGUCUUGCCUACGGCAUAAUGCUUUUCACAGGAGUGGAACACAUGCACAAAUACUGCUUUGUGGUUACACUGGGAUACCUCAGUUUCUGCCAAAUCACCAGAGUCUAUGUGUUUGACUAUGGCAUGUACUCAGCUGACUUCACUGGGCCCAUGAUGGUUAUCACACAGAAGAUCACAAGCUUGGCAUUUGAAAUUCAUGAUGGUCUGAUGAAGAGGGAGGAGCAUCUGAAACCCAGUCAAAAGUAUCUUGCUGUCAGAAAGAUGCCCAGUCUUCUGGAAUAUCUGAGUUAUAACUGUAACUUCAUGGGGAUCCUAGCAGGCCCGACCUGUUCUUACAAUGAUUACAUAGCCUUUAUAGAGGGCAGAUGCUACGAGCCCAAACAUGUGGAGUCAAACGGCAAAGAGAACUGCAAAUUCAAGCAGAGUGACCCUUCACCUAAGAGGGAUGUGAUCCAGAAAUUCUGCACAUGUGCUCUGUCCCUGCUGGUGUAUUUGGUGAUCUACACUGCGUACCCCACUGACCGUGUCAUCGAAGACUCCUUCAUGGCCUCUAACCCCUUUUACAUCCAGGUUCUGUACCUCUACAUCUCCAUGCUGGCCUUACGCCCAAAGUACUACUUUGUAUGGACGUUAGCUGAUGCCAUCAACAAUGCAGCUGGUUUCGGCUUUAAUGGCUACAACACAGAUGGCACACCAAAAUGGGACAGAAUAUCAAACUUAAGAAUACUGGAUAUAGAGUUUGCCACCAGCUUUAAGAUGUUCCUUGAUAACUGGAACAUUCAGACAGCCCUGUGGUUAAAAAGGGUGUGUUACGAGCGCUGCCCAUAUAACCCAACAGCAGCCACUUUCCUCCUCUCUGCCAUGUGGCACGGAGUGUACCCGGGAUAUUACCUGACUUUCGUCACAGGCAUUGUCAUGACAAUGGCAGCACGGGCAGUCAGACACAAUGUGAGGCAAUACUUCCUUGGCUCAGCCACACUCAAGGUCUUCUACGAUGUGAUCACGUGGGCCUGCACACAGAUCGCCAUAUGCUACACUGUUGUGCCAUUUGUACUGCUGACAGUAGGGCCAUCUCUAAAGUUUUAUAGCUCAUGGUAUUGCGGCAUUCACCUGAUCUGCUUGCUGCUGGUGCUGGUGUUACCCGUGAAGUCCAGACGCUCACACGUGAAACAACAGGAGCAGCAGAGCAGUAUUCAGACCAGCGAACACAACUGCCUCUCCUCUCAAGACAACAACUGUAAUGAGAAGCAGAUAGCCACAUGAGGGCGGCAGGGAGGGCCGCUCGCUCUCACACGCUGCUGUGAGAAACACUGAUAUCAAUACUGAGAGACACAGAGUGGCCAUUUCCACCCUCCGAUCCAACAGUGACAUUAACAAGGCACAAGCUGCAGCAACCAAACAGAAAAAAGAGACGACAAACCCAUAAUUGCCCGAUGGAGUUGGAUUUGCUUUGGUUUUAUAUAGGAAAAAACCUUCAUUGUAUCUUAUGAAAUUGCGGGUAUUCUUGAUUAUAGGAUGCAGAAUAAAUGACAAAAAUGUCAGUAAAUCUGAAGUUGCCUUAAACCCUUGAUAUUUUUAGGGCCUAUAGCCUUGUAUUUGGAUCAUGUUACGUAGGAAUGGGCAGUCAUUGUCGGCUUAUAGCAUCACUGCAUUAGUGCAGGAAGUCUAGCACUGGAAUCAGCUUCCAAUUUACCAAGAUGAUUCUGCCAUUGUCGUUUUAAACAAAGUAACCUCUGUUCAAGUUCUUCUCAAAAGUACAUUUUUGUGUUGCCAAACUCAUAGGCCUUAGGUUCCUAUCUCUUAUCAUGGGUUGAUCUUUAUUGUAUGAUAAUAGAGCUGUUCAGUUAUGACGUCAGUUUGUAGACCAACAUGGAAGGCUAGUUCGCCAUGGGUUCCCUCUGGAAUUUCUAAUGGGUUUUUAGAAUGGUGGUUUUCAGUUUACGAGUAAAAUAAGGUCUGUAGUUAACAUUACUAGUAGAAAAUUUGUCGUUUUGUUCAGCAACUUAAAUUAAACAAGUUAUAAACAUGCUUGAUACAGUAAUUGACGUAUAAUUCACCAGACAACCGUCGCAGUCCUUAUGUAGCAUCACAUUAAUUUAAGUUUAAGGUAUGAUGGUGUAAUUUAUGUUGUAUAACAAAAUGUGAAAGUCUCUAAGUAAUUUUAACCACAGACUUUAUUUUACUCAUAAAUACAAUCCUAUUAGAAAUUCCUGAGGGAACUCAUGGCUCAAAAAUGCAAAUUCUUGGGUUUUAGAACUACAAACUUAACAGCUCUAUUUCUGUGGUUUUCUAGUAGGUUCAAUCUGCUGCUUUCUAUGGCUUGUCAACCUUUGUUGGGAACAUGGGUUGACAUUAAAGGGUAGGUGUCUUCAUUUAAUAUAAUUGUUCUUCUUUCUAUGAUUUCAGUGAUUUUUAUGUUGAUUUUUAUGAAAGGUUUUCUAUUUCAUUAUGGGUUGUAUUUGUGACAUUGUUUAUGGUUUGUAGGUUUCCUCAGGGCUCGCAGGUCUUAUUUUAGACUUAUUUGCUCUAUGAUCUGUGUUUCUCAGCAGCAUAGAAGCCAUUAAGAGAAAACGCCAUUCAGUGGCUCUCAUUCACUAAUAUGUGAAUACAACAGGUGCGUACGCAAAUUAAUUUGUUCUUACCUUUGUUCUGAUGUUGAUGAAUCCAGAUUAUUCUAAAUUAGGGAGUCCUCUAAGUAAUUUGCAUAAUACACACCUAGACUAUCUCCAAAUAAUGGCUUUUUGGACACUGCUCUCAUCUGAGAGCACAUGAAGCAAGAUCUUCUAGUAAAGUGAAGCUUGCCAUUCUCAAAACCAGUUGAAAUGCAAUAAAAUGAUUUUAUAUAGGCAUAAACUAUACAUCAUUGGCAGUUUUUAUGUAGAACUUAUCCCUGAUCGUGCUAUAAAGGUCUUAUAAGGUUGCGAGAGAUCCUGGGUCCAGAUCCCGGACGAGCCCCCAAUUUAUUGCUUCCCUAGGAGCAGUGGUUCUAAACCCUGUUCCUGGAGGCCCUUCAACACUACACAUUUUGUAUAUCUCCAGUUUUUGACACACAGUUCAGGUUAUAGGAGAUGACCCACCCCCCCAUCCCCCCCACUCACACACACACACAAACAGGGAACUUAACAACAAUACACCUGCACAAAACAACAAUAAACCUAACACGAAAUAAUAUAAACUUAACACAGUAGCAUUGGAUAGGAGCCUAGCUUAAGAUGUGAUGCCUUUAUUGAAUCGAUUUGAAAUAAUUUUUGUUGUUUGUUGGAUCUCUAUUGAAAUAAACAGAACUUUUUUGCAAAAGCCAAGUAAGCCAAGAUAUAAUAUAUUGUAUGAUUUCGCCAUCUCACACAAAUUAUAAUGAGUUGUUGUAGAACUAUGUUGCAUCAACUCCUGUUGGCCUUAUAAACACUGAAUGUGUUAAACCACAAUGUUUAUAUGAAUAUCUAAGGGCGGUUCAGACCGAACACAUGACCUAAAAAAGCUAAAUGCUGUGCAACGAAUAGAACAGAAAGUGUGUCAAGACACGUUUGUAAAAGUUGACGUUCUUUUUAACCUUAUUCCUGCACUUGGUGUGGACAUUCCCUAAGUGACCCUACAAGAAGCUUUAGGGUUUGAGUAAGAGGUUAGACUUUAUGGUAAGGUUUUGAGUUUGAGUUGAGUUUGGGUUGGGUUGGGAUUAAACUUAAAUUGAAACAACCUAAAAAUUGUAAGAAGGCUCAUUCAAAACCCUGAUUGUUUCUCUUUCUUUCGUGGAACACAACAGCCAUUUCCCCCAAAAAAUCAUGGUUAGGUUUGGGUUAGUAGUUACUUAUAGGAAAAAUCGUAAAAACUUUUCUUAUUGGUUAAUUUUUCUUUAUGGGAGUAAAAGUCACAAGUUUUUGUAAGAGCCAACUCAUAUGAUUUUCGUCAUUGGACCGGGUUGGUUUCUGCUUACGUGUGGUUUCAGUUGGUUCAACAUUUUAUUAUAAAUUUAGAAGUAGUGCAAGCACAAAGUUGUUGAUGAAAGUGUCUGCACACAGGUUUUAUAUAUGGUUAGAGAAUGAGACCCAGUAUUUCUCAAUAUCACAAUUGGUUUAUUCAAAUGAAUUUUUAUGUUACAGAUAUACACAAGUGCAAUAACUGUAUUUCAUCCUUUUUUUAUUUGGUGCAUGUUGAGUGAAAAUAUGGCAUUUAUUUUUGCAAACAAUGCAAGUGCUCUUAUCAAAUUACAACAAUAGUCAUAAUUUGGUAGUUGUUCAGUACACGUAUACUCCGUAAUUGGACACAUGCAAUACUACAUAGAAUAGCUGGAUAAAUGCAUAAUUUAUUCAAAGAUGGAGUAUUUUUCUAUCAUCCAUCUGUUUUCUUGAGCCCUAAAGAAACCUGCAACAAUUUUGAUUAGAAAAGUUGAAUUAUUUUUGUCACAUCAUUGUAUUUCUUCAUAUGUUAUCCUCAAAACAAUGUCCGAAAGCCUUGCUCAUGCCACUUCAUCUUAGUCCUCCAAAAUAAGAGCAAAUAUGUGUUUUCUACCACAAGUUUUACACCGUGUGAAAAGUGACUUAUCUUCACAUGAAUUGAGAAAAGAUCUUAAUAUGGUAAUGAUGGGCCUAAGAGACUAAAGCAUUUACCAAUGUGAGUUUUACUGCAUAUUUGUUAACUUUUUGAUCAAGACUUCAGAAGUAUUCGUUAGAAUAUCUGAGUUGAGUGAAAACAUGAGCUGGACCAUAUACAUAGCAAGUUUAGUAACAAGAAAAUGUUCUUCAUGGGGGUAAAGUCGACAACCUUCCAACCCUCUGGUUUUGUAAGCACACGUCUCUAAAGUCAUAUUGUAUUUUGAUUCACAGAACACCAGGCACAUAAAAUCAGAUUACAAACAAUUUUAGCAACUGCAAAACCGGUAAGAAGAUUAUUGACAAAUCUGCAACUCUUGUUGGUAUUAUAUGGUUUUGCAAGUGCCGAAAACCUUUUUAGUGCUAAACGAAGAGUCUUGCUCACCAGUCUUUUAAUAUAUAUAUUUGUAAUAUUUUUUUACUUUUGUCCUUAAAGAGAUAGUUCACCCGAAAAUGAAAAUUAUGUCCUCUUUUAUUCACCAUCAUGUUCUUCCAAAACCUGUAUGACUUUCUGUCCUCCAUGGAACAAAAAAGUACAUGUUAGGCAGAAUGUUAGCCUCAGUCACCAUUCACUUUCAUUGGAUCUUUUUUCCUAUACAAUGAAAGUGAAUGGUGUCUGAGGCUAUCAUUCUGCUUAACGUUUCCUUUUGUGUUCCACAGAAGAAAGCAGUAGUCAAAAGGGUUUGGAACAAUGUGAAGGUGAGUAAAAGAUGACCAAAUCUUCAUUUUGGGGGGAACUAUUCCUUUAAUGAAUUAAUUGUGGGUUACCUACCCAAAGGGAAUAUUUUCUUUAGUAACUAGUGAACUAACCACAUAACCAGCACCUCAACACUAACUUGCUUCAAACGUCCAAAGUGCCAAAUCACUCGAGGUGCACAAGCUGUACAUCUGCAACAAAAACAUCACUUUAUUUGUAAAGGUUUACAACAGGGUGAGAGGCUUGUACUAAAAAAGAGUGAUUAAUUUGGGCUUAAAAGAACAUUAUUUUUCCUACUGACAAUCAGAGAGGUAUUAUUUUUCACUCUCUCCCUUUUUGCACUUUUGGUUGGAAUGAGUCAUGGUUGUGCUAAAGUAGAAAAACUGCCAGAACAAUGCAAGAUACUUCUGAUAUACUCAAUGGAUUGACUAUAUGGUUACUAGAAAUUAAAUGUUUGAAUUACCCCACAACAUUAUAUAUACAGUGUAGCGUCUUUUUAUUGUUAAAAGAAAAUCAGGAUGGCGUUCCAUUGUUAUUAGCUUAUUAUGUAAACAUGCUCCAUCCAUAGACUGUAUUCAUUGUUGUUUAUGUAUAAACAUUGUCCCUUUGUUCAAUUGCUGUUCAGCUGCAUACAAAAUGUGUUUUGUUUGUCAAGGCCCAAGUAAUGAAUUUUGAAGGCAUAGAUCAGCGUUAUUUAUCUGGUAAAUUUCAGUUACUGUACAUGUGGUUAGGUAAUUCGUUGAUUUCCGUACUAUUCCUAACUACUGAUUCUGCAAUGAAUGACCCAAAUCUAUGUGAAACUGCGGUGACUACUGUCAUUUCUUUAUAGUACCCCACUUGUACACUAACAACUUAAACUGUUCUGUCCUUUUAUAUUGUCUUGUUGAUCUGUUUGGUAAUCAUUCAAAUGUUAUUGAUUGGUGACCUUUUGUGAACAUGCAAACCUCUAACUGAUUGCUGAGCUUUCCAGUUAUUGCCCAGAAUCCUUUUACUUUGCCUAUAUGAUUCCACGGAUCGGCCAUGGCAUUGGAUUAACUGGCAGUAUACUGGAACACUGAGGAUAUUUAUCAGAUGUAAUGUGGUUGUGGAGAUAUACAGGAAAAGUAAUACCGAAUGUAUUAAACAGUCUUUUUUUUGUGCAAAACAACUUUUUUACUGUCAUUCAACAUGGAUUGAGAACUGUUUGGAGGGGAACCAGCACUGUUUUUUACUGUUUUUUGUUUUGUUUUGUUUUUUUUCUCUUCUAAAAUCUGUGUAAUAACCAUAAAUUGAGAUGUGAUACCCAACAUUUGAAUGGUUUAAUGAAUUGAGUGCUCUGAAACCAAACAGUCCUCCUUUAAAUACAGGACUUGACACAAUCAUUUAACUCC